Gekko japonicus is the source of this 927-nucleotide messenger RNA. Its product is annotated as olfactory receptor 10G6-like. Lineage: Eukaryota; Metazoa; Chordata; Lepidosauria; Squamata; Gekkonidae. The record is from RefSeq and is a predicted model, not a curated record. Gene Ontology annotation, biological process: G protein-coupled receptor signaling pathway. Gene Ontology annotation, molecular function: G protein-coupled receptor activity; olfactory receptor activity. Bases 1 to 927 code for a protein of 308 amino acids. The transcript has a single exon. Gene Ontology annotation, cellular component: membrane.
AUGGAAUGUGAAAACCAGUCUCUUUUGACUGACCUUAUCCUCUUGGGCAUCCCCUACCCUCAGGGAUUUCAUGUCCCUUUGUUUCUCUUCUUCCUGAUCAUCUACUUGCUGACCAUCGUGGGGAAUAUCCUGGUCCUCUUGACUGUGGCCUCAGAACCUCAGCUGCAUAAGCCCAUGUAUUGGUUUCUCUGUCAUUUGUCCAUUUUGGACAUUGCAAUGUCCACUGUGAUAGUGCCCAAGGUGAUCGCUGGAUUUGUAGAAGGCGGUAAAGUCAUCUCCUUUGGCAGUUGCAAGACUCAGCUCUUCUUCUACCAUUUCCUGGGCUCCACAGAGUGCUUCUUGUACACUGUGAUGGCCUACGACCGCUUCCUGGCCAUCUGCAGACCUCUCCAUUAUAAUGCAGACAUGAACCACAGAGCAUGCCUCUGCCUUUCCUUUGGUGCAUGGUUUUGUGGCUGUGUGCAUUCAGUCCUGGAAACAACCCUCACCUUCAGCUUGCCGUAUGGCACGAAGAACCAAGUCAACUAUAUCUUCUGUGAUAUACCUGCCAUGCUGAAGCUGGCCUGUGGAGACACAAAGUUCAAUGAGAUGUUUACCUUUGUAGAUGUUGGUCUAGUGGCCAUGAUCUGUAUCUUCUUGAUACUGAUGUCCUAUAUGUACAUUGUUUCUACCAUCCUGAGGAUCCACUCGACGGAAGGGCGCCGUCGGGCGUUCUCCACAUGUGCUGCUCAUAUCAUUGUGGUGAUGACGUGCUAUGUGCCUCUGGCUUUCAACUACAUGAGACCAGGGGCUCAAGAUCUUCUGAGUAAAGUGGUAGCUAUCUUCUACUCCACACUGACACCACUUCUAAACCCAGUCAUAUACACACUAAGGAACAAGGAGAUGAAGGAUGCUAUGCUUAAACUUAGGGUAAAGAAACCACAGUGA